Messenger RNA from Chlorocebus sabaeus (green monkey), 10537 nucleotides. RefSeq names its product archaelysin family metallopeptidase 1 (gene AMZ1). NCBI's taxonomy places the organism in Eukaryota, Metazoa, Chordata, Mammalia, Primates, Cercopithecidae. The record is from RefSeq and is a predicted model, not a curated record. Gene Ontology annotation, molecular function: metallopeptidase activity. Gene Ontology annotation, biological process: proteolysis.
CUCCAUCUCAAAAAAAGAAAAAGAGAGAGAGAGACUAUAAACUCACACCAAUCAUUACCUCGUAAGUGCAGUUAGCUCAGGAAGUACAAUAUUUCCAAAAAGGUGACCACGGGGAGAAAAACAUGAAGAUAACGACCAGCUCAGACCCACGCCCACCUGCUUCUGUGUGUCCUGGGCCUCAGGCAAGCCGCCCUCCUCUCCCCACGGUUUCCAGUCUGUGAGCUGGGCUUAGUGAUGCCACCUUCUCAGUUGUGGGUCCCUAGAAGGCAGCAGUGGGCCUCUAUCCCUAGGUUGCAGCCCAGCGCUGGCACAGAGUUGAUCCGCCUCCAGCUGCCACACACACGACCUUACCAGGUAGCCCCAGGAGACAGGACAGGGUGAUGGGCCCAUUUCACAGGGGGAAAAACCAAGGCAAAGAAAGGCAGUGGAGAGUCAUGCUUCUGCUUCAGUAGCUCCUGCCAUGGACUUGACACGGGAACCCCCUCCCACAAGCUCUGCCCCCGGCACCCUCUGGCACUGUUAGCCAGUGGAAUCCAGCCCUCCCCAUGGCCUGGUUCUCAGCACCCCUGGGAACUUCUAGAGCCUCUGGCCUGUGCUGAGGUGGGGCAGCUGCUGGCCAGGGCCCUGGAGAGAGUGGUAUCAGUUAGCUAGUGCUGAGUAACAAAUAGCUCCAAACACAUGACUUCAUAUGUCCUUAGUGUUAAAGAAGGACCAGGCGGCACUGCUGCCCAUUGCUGGGCCUGGCAAGUCCUGGCUGGGCUCACUCACACAUCUGUGGGCAGCUGGGAGCUAGCUAGUCCCGGAUGGCCUCAGCUAGGGUGACCCAGGCUCCAUCACCCUCUUGCCUUCCUGCAAACCAGCCCAGCUCGUUCUUGUGCGAUAGCAGGAGUCGGAGAGAGCAGGCAGAGGCACCCAGGUCCCUGGAGGUUUAAGCUCAGAGCUGGGAAUGUCAUUGCUGUCGCCUUUUAUUGGCCACAGCAAGUCAUAAGACGGGCUCAGAUUGAAGGACGGGGAAGUAGACGCCACCUCUAGAUAGGAGUUGGGGCAAAGUCACACGGCAAAGGGUAUGGUGAUUCAGGAAGGAGUGGGGCAUUGGGGUCAUGUUUGUAAUUGAUCUACCACAGAGGGGAGCCCUGCUUUGAGAAGGUGCUUGGUGGGCCUUGGGGCUUAGGGAGCCACGGGCCAACCUGCCAGAUGGGGCCUUCAGUGGGGUGGCGGGGACGUCAGUUUAACCUCAGGAUUCGACUCUGAGCCUCUUGCGAGCCCAUGUCUUGGGCGGCAUCGCAGCCCCAGCUGCGAGCACAGAGUGGCUCUUCCAGAAAGUUUGUUGAAUGACUGAGUGAUCUAAGUCAGUUCCUGUGCCAGGCAGCCCGGAGGGACCAUCCCAGAGCCUCCUUCUCAGGGUGCAAGCCUGGCUUGGGGUUGGGGGGUGUCUGCACUUGUGGAGUCCCCCAUGCCUGCCGGGAGCCUGAAGACGCAGAGACCUCCUGCCUCGCCUCGCCCCCUCCGUGGGGACCCUCUUCCCCACACUCCUUGGUUCCUGUCAGAGCCAAGAUGUGUCGUCAUGGAAACCACUUGGCAAACGCUGGCAGGGAGAGGCGGCCAACAGCAGCUCUCCUGAUCGAGCUCCGGGCGCCGGCUGGAACCACGUCGCGGGACGGCGUGAGCAAGCAUGCCCAGCCGUGUGUGACACGCGUGGGGACAGAGGCCGGGGCGGCUGCAGGAGGGCGCGCGGGGAGGUCGGGGCGCCCCAGCGUGCGUGCCCCCACGUGUGCGCCUGUGCGUGUGGGUGUGUGCGCCUGUGCGUGUACCAACAGUGCAGCCGCAUCAGAGUGUGUGUGCUCCGAGUGUGACGGCCGCGUGGGCCGGUGCAGGGUGUGUGUGGGGAUGGGGGUGUCUGAUGGGUGCUGUGACCUGCGGCAGCACAGCCGCCCGGGUUGAGCACCCACGGAGGCCUGGACAUCGCACUAGGUGCUGACAGGACCGGCAGAGGUGGCCGCUGCCCUCGUUCCCAGCCUGUACUCCUGGGCGAAGGCUGCUGCUGAACAGGGUGCUGUGGGCCCAGAAGCGCCCAUGCCAGAGGGCGUCCAGAACCAGGCGAAUCUGGGCCUUGCGGACCCUUGGACCAGCGUCUGUCUGCGGGGAGCCCCCAGUAGCCGCUCAGAUCAGCCCGAGGGAAGAUUCUGGACGAGACCGUGGCUGUCCCCGGGGUGGCCCAUGGACAGCAGCAGGGGUUCCCAGGAGUGGCCAGGCCGUGCCCGCCCACCAUGCUGCAGUGUAGACACGCACAGGAGUUCAGCUUCGGGCCCCGGGCCCUGAAGGAUGCCCUGGUCUCCACUGACGCGGCCCUGCAGCAGUUAUACGUCUCCGCCUUCUCCCCUGCCGAGCGGCUCUUCCUGGCCGAGGCCUACAACCCGCAGAGGACGCUCUUCUGCACCCUGCUCAUCCACACGGCCUUCGACUGGCUCCUGAGCCGCCCCGAGGCGCCUGAGGACUUCCAGACCUUCCACGCCUCCCUGCGGCACCGGAAGCCCCGGCUGGCUCGGAAGCACAUCUACCUACAGCCGAUAGAUCUGAGCGAGGAGCCAGUGGGAAGCUCCCUGCUGCGCCAGCUGUGCAGCUGCACCGAGGCCUUCUUCCUGGGCCUGCGUGUCAAGUGCCUGCCCUCGGUGGCGGCCGCGUCCAUCCGCUGCUCCUCGCGCCCCAGCCGGGACUCUGACAGGCUCCAGCUCCACACAGACGGCAUCCUGUCCUUCUUGAAGAACAACAAGCCAGGGGACGCGCUGUGUGUGCUGGGCCUCACGCUGUCCGACCUGUACCCCCACGAGGCCUGGAGCUUCACCUUCAGCAAGUUCCUUCCAGGGCACGAAGUGGGCGUCUGCAGCUUCGCCCGGUUCUCGGGGGAAUUCCCGAGGUCGGGGCCCAGCGCCCCUGAUCCAGCCUUGGUGGAGGCAGCAGCGGAUGGCCCUGAGGCCCCCCCGCAGGACAGAGGCUGGGCCCUGAGCUUCAGUGCCCUGGGGAUGGUUCAGUGCUGCAAGGUCACGUGCCACGAGCUCUGCCACCUUCUGGGCCUGGGGAACUGCCGCUGGCUCCGCUGCCUCAUGCAGGGUGCGCUCAGCCUGGAUGAGGCCCUGCGGCGGCCCCUGGACCUCUGUCCCAUCUGUCUGCGAAAGCUGCAGCACAUCCUGGGCUUCAGGCUCAUCGAGAGGUACCAGAGACUCUACACCUGGACUCAGGCGGUGGCGGGGACGUGGCCCAGCCAGGAGGCGGGGGAGCCGUCGGUGUGGGAAGACACCCCGCCCGCCAGCGCUGACUCGGGCAUGUGCUGCGAGAGUGACUCGGAGCCCGGCACCAGCGUGUCCGAGCCCCUCACCCCUGAAGCCUGCAGUCACACCUUCUCCUCCUCGGGGCCAGAGGUGGAGCCAGAGGAAGGGCUGAGCUCCCUGGUGGCCUCAGAGGCUCCGCCGGCACUUGGGGGCCCUGUGGAGGCUAUCAAGGAGCAUGAACGGUGGCUGGCCAUGUGCAUCCAGGCCCUGCAGCGGGAAGUGGCGGAGGAGGAGCUGGCACAGGUGGACAGAGCCGUGGAUGCCCUCGACCGCUGGGAGAUGUUCACGGGCCAGCUCCCGGCCAUCAGGCAGGACCCACCCAGCAGCAAUGACAGUGUGGGGCUGCGCAAGGUCCUGGGGGACAAGUUCUUCUCCCUGAGGAGGAAGCUGAGUGCCCGAAAACUCUCCAGAGCAGAGUCGGCCCCCUGCCCCUGGGAUGGGGAAGAGAGUUAGCACAGCAGGGGCUGCCCUGUGUCUCCUUCCCUAGGAUGCUGGCUGGCCAGCGCUGUCCAGUAGCUGAGGCCACUACUGACCUGCCAGGGAUUAAGAGGAAGGGCCUGGCUGGGUGGUGGCUCAGGCCUGUCAUCCCAUCCCUUUGGGAGGCCAAGGCGGGGGGAUCGCCUGAGGCCAGGAGUUUGAGACCAGAUUGGGUAACAUGGUGAGGCUCUGCCUCUACAAAAGAAAAAUUUAAAAAUGAGCUGGAUGCAGUGGUUCAUGCCUGUGGUCCCAGAUAUUCAGGAGGCUGAGGUGGGAGGACUGCUUGAGCCUAGGAGACUGAGGCUGCAGUGAGACGUGAUCAUGCCCCUGUACUGCAGUCUGGGCACCACAGCAAGACUGUCUCAGGAAUAAAAAGGAAAGGUUCUUUGGAAAAGCCACGGACCACUUGUCUUCAGGCGCCUCCUUCAACUCCUGUGUCCCAGCCAGCUGCUCCCAGGGGCCUGCACACAUGGGGAGGUCUCUCUGCUCCUGGACACUUCUCAUGGAGUACAACCCGGACUGUGCUGGGGCUGGGACAGAGCCCCCUCGCCCACAGAGGCAGAAGGAAGCAGCGCGCGUCCUGUCUCCUUCCAGGCUGCAGGCCUGCCCUUUAGUUAUUUAUAGCCAGAGCUGGAGAGGCCAGCUCAGAUGAGGAGUGACCCUGGGGGCACACGGAUUCCACGCUGCAACCCAGCUUCCAAGGCUGAGUCUCCUCCACAAAGGGGAAGCGACGGGGUUUUGCCUCUAUCUCAAGCGUCAACCCCAUGCACACACAAAGUGCCCAGUUCUGUGGCGCUAGUAGCAUUCUGAUCCUGACGGGCUUCACCGGGGCUCUCCAUGCAAGUUCUGGGGUUUGCCAUCUCUUCUGACAGAGGCUGCAGGAGUUGAGGGUGUCUGACAUGCACUGAGGGCAGAGGCCCCCUUAUUCCUGAGGCAGCUGCUGCUCACUGUGGGGAAAAUAAACUGCGGUGAUGUUUUUGGGACAGUUUCUUGGCAAAGGCGGCUGCACUGUCAGUACCACCAAGUAGGUGGAGGUGGUGAUCAGAUGAUCUUUUAUUUUUUUUUGGUCUAAUUCGAUCAGUUGCUGAGAGAGGGGUGUUAUUGCCAUGGCUGGGCAUUUUAUCUGUCUCCCUUCAAUUUUGCCGAAUUUUGCUUCCUGCAUCUUGAAGCUCCUUUAUGUCCAUGCACAUUUGAUUGUUGUGUCUUCCUGAUGAAUUGACCCUUUUAUUGUCAAACGUCCCCCUCAGCCUGCAGUGGAGAGUCCCAGGGACAGAGACUUCCGGUUCUGACAGCGGAAUCCCUUCGGAGCGACGAGGGCGGGGUCACUGCUCACGCUCUCUCAUCUGGAAAGAGGCAAGAACAGGGCAGCUUGGACCUUUUGUGGGUGGGUGGCUCAUACGGUUAUGGAGGGCUUCUAAGAAAAACAAUCCAAAAUAUAAAACUAAAACUGGAAGGGCUAUGCAGGGGAGGGGACUGAGGCUUCCUUGUGAAUCUGACAUUGGUGGAGGCUGACUGCAGGCUCCCGGUCCCAGUCCCAGAAAAUGCAAAACGACUAGUACGUAUUGACUUCAGAGAAGCAAAGAUGCAGCUCAAAAGCAGCAUUAGGAUCUUCAUCCGUCCCAUUCUCUUUUGCGUAGCUUCAAAGAGGCAUGACGCUGACCUGGGAGGGGAGAUGAAGAGCCAGGCCUUUCAGAAAGUGGCCAGUGGAAGGUGCCGUCUGAGCGCACUGCAGUAACGGAAGGUGAAAGCUGGAGCCUGGUGGCUGUUGCUGCAAACAAACCACCCAAGACUUAGUGGCUUAAAUCACAACAGUCUAGCUCAUGAAUCUGUAACUUGGGCAGAGCUCGAUGGAGACAGUUUGCCUCUGUGGUUCAGCUGGAGGGUUUGUUCACGUGGCUGCCAAGAGGAAGCUGGCUGGGGAUGUCAGGCCUUGGUUCCUGCUCACGUGAGACUCUCCAUGGAGGAGAGGCAUCUUCUUAGGAAGGCAGCUGCCAUAUUGUGAGGAAGCCGGACAAGCAGGGCAGACAGCCAGAGCCAGACAGCAGGCUCCUGGUCCCAGUCUCAGAAAAUGCAAAGGGACAAGUAGGUGUUGACUUCAGAGAAGCAAAGAUGCAGCUCAGAAGUAGCAUUAGGACCUUCAUCCAUACCCCUCUCUUUUGCAUAGCUUCUAAGGGGCAUGACAGUGACCUGGGAGGUAACUGUGACACAACGAAGAGGGGAGACGAAGAGCCAGGCCUUUCAGAAAGUGACCUGGGCUUCCUCACAAUAUGGCGGUUGCCCUCCUAAGGUAGACAUUCUGAGGGACGGAUGGAAGCUCUGUGGUGUUUCAUAACUCGGCCUCACGUCACAGAGUGUCACCUUUCCUGCACUCUACUGAGGCAGUGACAAGGAACCCACCCCAGGUUCACGGGGAGGGGCCGUGGCAGGGAAUGUGAGGCAACAGAAUAUCGCUGUGGCCAUUCAUGAAUAGUCAGCCCCACUCGGCGUUUGCUGUGGGGAUUUGGCUGGUGCACCUGCUAGACGACCUGACCUGUUUUCUGAUUUCCUUCAUCUUCUACAAAAGGUUAACUGCUGGAGUGAUGUGAGAUUAAACAGAGGUGAUAAAAAUAGAACAGCCUGGCUCAGGCUGAGGGUGGGAGUGCGUUGAGGUUAUGGCCAAAGCCUCCGUACUGUCUCUCUGUACCCAUGUCCUUUGACCCUCAACUGUGAUGCAUGUCCCAAAAAAGCAUUUUGAAGGCAGGAGCAAACCACUAAAAAAACCCCUUUUAUCCACAGCCUUUACCUAGUUGCAGAUGUGAGUGACAUUUUUUAAGACAGCUGUUGGGAGGACGGUUUUGAAAUGCAACUUUGAGGAAGAGAAAUCGGUUUCCCUCCUCUCCCCUGUGCUAGCCCCAGGUUCUGUCUGUGCUGCGGUGAAGGGUGACUUGGGACAGUCAGCAAGGAAAGAUGCUAAGGCAGCGGAGAGAUAAUGACGGCUGCCUUCUUGAGUAAGGUCACAGCUCACGAAUCUUUCUAAACUCCUUAAGUGCUGCAAAAGUUGAACUGAGAUUAAAUUUAGAGAUGAUGGUUUCCAAGAAACACAGGGCCAUGGUUCUUUCAGUUUUAAAAAAUGUGCAGAGUCCACUUAAUUGCUUUCUCGUCUCCUUAUCUGUCAGAAGCCCCUGAAUUCACAAGGAUGGGUCUUCCAGCUUGACGAUGACCUCUCUUCUGAGAGCCUCACCCAUCUUGGCAGGUCAAGUCAGCGGGGCCUCAUGGAGCUAAAAAUAUUUUCAGGUCACGACAGACGUUAUCUGUAUUGCUGUGUGUGUGCGACGAGGCUGGGGAAGCUAACACUUGCCUUCUGAAGUAGCUAGAAUACAUACUCCCACAUCACAGCCAUGCUUUGAUGAAGGGGUGAGAAGCAGUGUCCCCUCUCAGAGGCAAAUCUCUCUUCAGGCAGCCCAGCAGUCCUUUCCGAAAUCUCAUUAUUUUCUGUCUCCUCCUCCCCAAAGCCCAAACUCAUUGUCAGACGGAGAGGGGGGAGAAGCAGCAUCCCGACUCCAGUCCAUGGUGUGAACCCUGAGGGCACAGGACAGUGAGUGGAGCUCUGCCCCCACCCCCGUUUCCAGAGCAUGGGUGAGGGGGGAGGGAUGCCGACCUGUUAAUAUUGUCCCAUGGGACAUCUGCUUCAGACCUUUCCCUGAUGAAAUCUCCAAAAGCCUUAAACAUGAAAUGGCUUAGUCAAGCACGAGUGAUAAAGCUGGGUGUCCAAAUUUAGAUCCUACCAAGUUCAAAGGGGAGGCUAGAACAUUCCAGGAACCCACCCACACAUAGAGGGUCUCCAUGUGGUGCCAAGGGAGCUGUUCUGCAGACCCCAUGGGCAGGGUCAGCUAGGUCUUGGAAGGGAGGGACCGGCUGCCCUGCCCAAGUCCACCUGGACAGGCAAACCUUCCCUGGUGGCUCAACUCCGCCUCUGAAGGGGUCUCUCCUACGUAACAGAAUUUUUCUCAUCAUCAUCCUCGAGUCUCGAAAUGACCUGUAAGGCAGAUGGUUGCGUCCCCACUGCAUGGCUGGGGCCACCAAGAUGGGACUGGGAAGGGCUGGAGCCUCAGAAGCAGAAGAGUUGAUGUUCAGACGCGGUCUAUUCUUGCUUGAACCCUCAGUUCUUCUGUUGUGCGGCUUUCUUAGGAAAGCAACCUUGGAGGUCUGAGCAGGAAGAGUAAGAAGGCGCACGGACUUGGGAGGCCUGCACCCUGAUUCCCGAGCAGCCCCCACACCAGCACCCAUGCCCCUCGGUUCUGAUUACCAGGAGGCUUUCUGGCCCUGGCAGCUCCUUCCCACUCUGGGGAGCGGCCUGGGUGGGUGGCCGGCACUCUUAGGUGAGGUGCCAAUGAAAACACCCCCGGGGUUGCUAGGGCUUCACUGAUUUGUUUAUUAAAGGAGGGGGAGGCCCAGACAGGAAUAUUUUUAGCCUCGUGAAGACGUAGAGAAUCAGGGCUUCGCGAUGGGGCUCUCAGACCUGACCUGGGCCUGCCUGUGUGUGCUGGGAGCAAAUGAGGGCCCGUCCUCUAGGCCGGCUUUGCAGCUCCAGAAAGGGCGACAGACUCGUGGGGACCUGGCUGCCGUCCUGGGAGAGGCCCCAGGGAGCGGUUCUCUGGAGCUCACCCCGCACGCAGGCUGCACCGGAGCUGAAAUCUAGCCGUGAUCCCUGUGGGGACAACGGCACACAGAGGUGCCCAGUUUCAAGGAAACCCAAGGAAACAGCAAAUUGAUGGCUCUUGGAACACCAGGCCGUCGAAGAUAAACACCGCAGGGUAAUCUAGGAAACGCUUCCUAAGAGCCGCCGCCUGCGAACGCUGUUCAAAACAGAUGCAAAUCACCGGUGGAGAAGGCCGCCGGAGCCUUCCCUUUUCUGACAUCGUACAACGGCACCUUGAUGAAUGAGAACCCGGAAGAACGGAGGUUUAUUUUUGAACUCGUCUUCUUGGGUAGGGAGGCAAAUGAAAACAGGCUGAUGGCGGGGGUUUAUUUUAAAAAGCAAUUUCCAAGAAGCAUCCUGAGGUCACCGCGCGUUCAGUCUAACUCUCUCCCCGCUGCAGUGUUCCCGCGACGGUGAGGCAAUCCAAAUUUUCACUGGAGCCGAGCAAACAUGGCGGCCCCCGCCGUCCCCGGCUGCACAGGAACAGCCCUCACAGAGGGUCCACGGCAGCCAGGUCCGACUGACCUCCCGCCCUUUCUCGGAGGCGCCCGAGCUCUCGCGAGAUUAACCAGAGACGACAUCCGCCAGAUUCCACCACUGAGGCUCCCCAGGCUUUGCACGCACUUCCGUUACAUGGAAACCGAGCCAGUCCCGGAGUAACCUGGCUCCAACGUGGUGCUCUUCUGCUGCCGAGAGCUCUGGCUCUGCUGACUAUGGGCCCAGUGUGCAUCUUCUCUCUCAGGCAGGGUGCUCUGCCCGCCACAGUGUGCCUGGUUUUCUGGAUCCAGUAUGACUGAAACGUCAUUUCUCAGUAAAGGCCAACACGUGUGUGUCCCCGGCUAGUCUAAGACCAUCUUCGGUUCAAGGGCCCUCACCGAGCUUUGUGAGUCUAUUUCACGGGCCUCCUUUGGUGGUCUGUGACCGGCGGGAAUGAAUGGGGACGCGUUUUUCAGCCCUGACUCUUGCACGCUGGUGGCACCUGCGGGCGCCCAUUUGCCUGGCACGUGGACAAAGGUGAUGAGCGCGGCUGACGGCUCCUGGGGGCAGCGUGGGAACCAGUCUGAAGCCGACGUCCCGCCCCCUGCGGUCAGACUUUCAGCAGCCGAAGGCAGUGAACUUUUCACCGUUUCUUCCAACGCUUUCUCGCGUAGGAGCUCCACUGCCCCUUCUAACAGGAUGGGGUUUGUGCAGCCGAGCUUGGUCUUGUGGUCAGGGAGAAACGGGCAGGCCAGGGCCGAGCUGCGUCCGGCGCUCAGCGACUUCUUCUCCCUGUGCUCUGCCCACCUUGGGGAGGCCCCUGGGAACAGGCGAGUCACAGAAACCACAGGAAAUGGAGCGGGUUGGAAGAGGCAGAGAACACGCUUUUCUCAGGGUCGCUUAAUACAGGCAGAUGUACAGGAGAGCAGGAAGGAAAGAGGGAGGGAAGCUGCAAGAACAGGCGAUUUUUUCUUUUUUUAAUCUGAAGUGAGAUCAAACUUCCACCACAUUUGACCUGUGCCCCUCUGGGUGGGUGGUAGCCAUCCUCUUGGGCGCCCCCUUGUGAGGGCUCGAGACCUUUACCGAAUGGGCAGGGUGGGGGCAGCAGCUGUGCCGGCUGCCAACCCAACUCCGGGUGGCCUCCUGGGGCUUGCAGGGAGCCUCUGUUGGAAGGGGGGUGUCUCCUCUUCAUUCCUGCCAUCCUCUAGCCGCCUUCCCGCCUGCACCACAUGGAGGCAGUUGUUUCGCGUGGGGCUCUUGAUGGCACAACCUGAUGUCUGUCACGGACCCCCGAGCAGGAGCAAUGCCUAAAGAGGGCAAAGGAGAGCGCGCCCAGCAGAGCUCCCUCCUCUGCCCCAACAACAGAACCCAGGGCAUCCCUUGGCCCGAGGUACAAGUCCCACAAUAGCCUCUCCCGAUGGGAACGACUUAGCCCUAAUUACGUGAGCUUUAAUCACCGCUCGAUCGUAUGACACGGUUAUUUUUAAGAGUCCAGUCCACGUGGAAACACACCUGGAGCAUUUUAUACUGCAAUGAUUGAUGGACGACUUUGAUGUACAAAAUAAAUAGUGUUACUCAG